Molecule: messenger RNA, 3091 nt
Organism: Achroia grisella
Lineage: Eukaryota; Metazoa; Arthropoda; Insecta; Lepidoptera; Pyralidae
Gene: Fbxl4
Product: F-box/LRR-repeat protein 4
Exons: 13
Coding region: 524-2344 (606 amino acids)
Biological process (GO): SCF-dependent proteasomal ubiquitin-dependent protein catabolic process
Cellular component (GO): SCF ubiquitin ligase complex
Molecular function (GO): protein binding
Source: RefSeq, a predicted model, not a curated record
UAUCAGACAUCUCUAUAUAGUUUGUGAUUGAUUGUCAGUGAACUAAUUCAGUGUCUCGUCUCAGUGACUCCGAAUGGAUAUUGAAUUAACUGAACGAAAAAAAAAACGACUCCUGUUAUCGAUCAGAAUGAUCAGACAGUUCAUACUUAAGCGCUUUGUCGCUUGUUGUUUACUUGUGUCAUUAACUUAUUUACGAUAGAGUAUUCAGUACAAAAUAUUUUGUUUUCUUAUUGUGGUUGUGUGAUUAGUAUUCAUUGUGUCUAAUAAAUGAAAUGUGUUGUUUUGUUUAGUUUGCUAAAAGUACAUUUACCUGUGCGUUUACAGUCUUCAAUACUCUCGUUGUAUUAUGCAUAUACAAAAUGAAAAUUGCAAUAAAUUUGUGUUUUAAAACGAUGAAUUAUAAUUGACAUUAAUUAUUACAUAUUUGUGUAAUUUAAUUCUUUUUUGAUCACAGAAUCUACGGUCGUAUUAUUCGUAAUUAAUAAAGCAUAAUUGAAAUAUUUUUUUUUCGCUGAACAUUGUUAUGGAAUGCGAUUCUGAUAUAAUGGCUUCUUUCUCGAGGUCUACAAAAUCUGAGAGCAAGACUAGACAACCAAGAAUUAUUGAACAAUUUGUACAAGAUGUAGAUGAUUUUAGUUCACAGUAUGGAAGUGAAAUUAGUGUUUCAUACACUGCCUUUAACCUUCGUGGUCCACCUUCGAACUUUCCAGAUUAUGGAGACUAUCCUCAAUCUUUUGUGAUGAGGACCUAUGGCACUUGGUGGGAUGAGGCACCAUCAGGAUUAAAAAACUAUAUGCCACAAAACGAGAAUGUAUACACCAGUCAAGAUUUUGUAGAAGUGUCAUUCCAUGAUGCUGUUUACCCAUUAGAAGUGUCUGUAUUUGAAACAUACAAUCCUGGAGCACUUGUCCGUAUAUGGGCUUUUGGGAUACAAACAUCAAAAUGGUAUUUACUGUGGGAAGGAGAACCACUGUAUGCGGGCGACUCACCUAGGGUAUUUAGCCCAACAAUAAAAUUAAUAAAUGAUUCCACAAAAACUUUGAAGCUGGAAUUCAACCAUAAAUUGCUGCCAUAUUACACAGAGCUAGAUGCAAUUCUGCUGAAAGGACUCAAAUGCAAAUCAAAAAUUACACGGAGGUUAAUGUCUCAGGAUGGCUCUAAAUCGUUUGAAAAAGGUCAAAUCCUUAAUAAGGUAGUUUCAUCAAAUCUUCAUGAAAAUAUUGUACCUCCAAAGGUGGUUGAGCCUGAAAAUACUGAUAAUGAGACAGUAUUAGGUGAUUUUCAAAGAUUACCAAACGAAACAAUACUGUACAUGAUGAAAUAUUUGGACAUACAAUCUUUAUUCCGCUGCGCGCAAGUCAAUACUCAUUUCAACCGACUCGCAUCUGAUGUAAUACUGUAUAGACAAAUUGAUCUCAGACCAUAUUGGUAUUGUGUGCAUUCCGAUGUUUUAGCAACUUUAUCUAAACGUUGCAAAUUUCUUCAAAAAUUCGAUUUGUCUUGGUGUGGCAGUCGUCAUAAGAUAUCUCCCACUUCUGUUACUGAUUUCCUUAAUGACAGUAAGGCUGAUUUAACACAUCUUAGAAUGAAUUGUUGUAAGUUUGUCGACGACACCGUGCUCAAAGCCAUUGUUAACACUUCCACUAAUUUACAAGAGUUAUGUCUGCGUUCCGUCGUCGGGUGUACCGAAUGGGAAGUGUUGGCGAAACUGACGAAACUGCGUAGGGUCGAUUUGUACAGAUCAGACAUAAAUACAAAGGCGAUGCUCGCCAUUAUCUCAGCUAACCCGGGCUUAGAGCAUCUAAAUGUCGGGGCCUGUAAAAUGAUAUCAUCAAUGGACGACGUAGCUAAAGCACUGGGUAAUAAAUGUCCGAACCUUAUAUCCGUUGAUUUCUGGCGUUCAUUCUCACUGACGACCACGGGCGCCAAAGCGAUCGGCAAGUGUAAAAAUUUGCAAGAAUUAGAUGUUGGCUGGUGUUUGCAAGUGGGUGCGACGGGCGAUUGGCUGCUUUGGCUCACUGGUACUGAAUUGAGAAAGUUGUUCCUGGGAGCUUUGCGGGGGAUCUGCGAUCGGCAUAUUAGGGAUAUUCUCCCGUCGCUGUCCCGGUUGCAACAACUCGACUUACUUGGCGUGAGGGCUUUGACAUCAGACAUUUGUGAUGCUAUUUUGGACGAAUGUCCUGAUUUACGACUUUUGGACGUGAGCUUCUGUGAUCAAAUACCCGAAGCACAGGUUAUAGAGUGGCGCGAGCAGUACCCUCGUGUUGUAAUAAAGCGUUCGUUCCAAACGGGGAACGAGAACACUCCACUCAGCGAAUUGUUCCUCGCCCCAAUUCUGGAGUAAUCUAAGAUCUAAGACUAAAAUUUAGUAAACUUGAGUAUAAGUCAAGUAAUAAGUAAUUGAUAUUGCAUUAAUAUAUUCAUAAGCUAUUUACUAAGAUUUUGAUACUAAUUAUAUUUCACCUGAGUCCCAGGAACUAAAGUUUAAUAAUAUCUAAAAGUAAACUCUUAUUUCAACGGCAUUAUAUUUAAUUUCGUUUAACAGAAUAAGAAUUUAAGGGACUGACCUUACCAAAUGUUACUUUCUGUACUAAUGAGAUAAAACUUUAUUAUUAACUGUGCUCGCGGUUUUCUGCGUGCACUUCGUUUGUUUUUUUUAUGUUAUGGUUUCGCACAAAGUGCAUUCGCCAAAGAGAAGUUUGGUAAACGGAAAGGUGGAGUUUAGAACUAUAAUUAUCAAUAAAGAAAGUUGCUAAUUUUAUAUUUUUAAUAAUGGAAUAAUUCAUAAUGAAUAAAAAAUCAUUUUAUGAACCGAAUUGUUAAUAUAAAUGUGCAAUAUAACGCAUCGACGUUCAAAAGUCAUUACUGAAAGUAUCAAGACUGAAUAAAUUUAAUUUAAUAUUAUAGUGGUAUAAUGUUUAAAGUGAUAAAAAAAAUUGUGAUUGAUUGCAGCUAAUUUCUAGAUUUAAAUAAAAAUGUCUUGACUAAUCAAUUCCUUAAAGGAUGUUGCCAACAUUAUUAAUUUCAUAUUAGUGUUAACGCAGGACUGAUAUAAAAGUACUUCUAAAGCGAUCUCGAGUUACACACUGAG